Messenger RNA from Acanthaster planci (crown-of-thorns starfish), 3109 nucleotides. RefSeq names its product ELOVL fatty acid elongase 4 (gene elovl4). Gene Ontology annotation, cellular component: endoplasmic reticulum membrane. Gene Ontology annotation, biological process: very long-chain fatty acid biosynthetic process; fatty acid elongation, monounsaturated fatty acid; fatty acid elongation, polyunsaturated fatty acid. Gene Ontology annotation, molecular function: fatty acid elongase activity. The record is from RefSeq and is a predicted model, not a curated record. Lineage: Eukaryota; Metazoa; Echinodermata; Asteroidea; Valvatida; Acanthasteridae.
ACCGCUUGAUAUGAAUGAAUGGGUAACUUCGCACCUGUCUCGCGCAUGCCCACCCUCCCAUGGGCCCCAGCAGGUGUAGGCAUCCUCGUGAACGCGGUUUGUCAUUUCGUACAUUCAUCUAACAGAUCUCAGGUUUUAAGAUUUAAUUUAGCUUACAAACGUCGCAAGUGUACGCUGGAGGUUGAAAAGAAAUUGUUUUUCAACAGGUCCUAGCCAUCUCCAACUUGGUCCUUCAGUAACAGGGGAACAUCCUUGGUUUGUUGUCAUAGCAACACCAUCGAGGAACGCCACCAUGGCAAUACAAGAACUCAUCACCGAUCAGAUUGACCAUCUGUAUAAGUUUUACCUUCACACACUCACAUUUAGUGAUCCCCGUGUCGAGAAAUGGCUCUUUAUGGACUCACCAAGAUGGACAAUUGCGAUCACUCUGCUGUAUCUACUCAUCGUGUGGUUGGGGCCAAAGGUUAUGGCUAGCCGUGACCCCUUCACCCUUAAGUGGCCUAUGAUUAUGUAUAACUUUGUGUGUAUGCUGAUAUCUUUGCACAUUCUGAAAGAGAAUGUGAUAUGCGGGUACCAGUUAGGCUACAGCCUCAGCUGCCAAGAAGUGGUCUACAGCUAUGAGGAGUAUGAACACCGGAUUGCCAUGUCGCUGUGGUGGUUCUACUUCUCCAAGUUUGUAGAGAUGCUGGACACCGUCUUCUUCAUCUUGAGGAAGAAGAACAGUCAGUUGACCUUCCUUCAUGUCUACCAUCAUGCCAGCAUGUUUGGUCUGUGGUGGAUUGGCAUCAAGUGGGUGGCAGGAGGACAGUCAUGGUUUGGUGCAACACUCAACUCCUUCAUUCAUUUUAUCAUGUAUUCCUACUACCUGCUAGCAGCAAUGGGUCCACGCAUGCAGAAAUACCUCUGGUGGAAACGUUACCUCACUCAAAUGCAAUUUGGCCAGUUUGUCGUUGGUUUGUUCCAUGCUUGCCAGUCUCUCUACUUUGAAUGUAACUUUCCUCGCUGGAUGCACUGGGCACUGAUCCUCUACGGCAUCACCAUCUUUUCUCUCUUCAUCAACUUCUACAUCCACGCCUACAUCCGCAAGGAGCGACUGCCUAAGUCAGAGCGCUCCUUAUCAAGCAAGCCUAGGACUGCCGAGGCACAGAACGGAGAGGCACUUCAGAAUGGAGCAUCUAGGGACAGCAAAAAGACAAAAUAAGUGGGAAAAUGUUGAUAGUAGAUGGCAUGAUCGUAAUGCGAGCUUUGAAGUGAACUAGUGUGUAGAAGAUUUUCAGUCACAUGAUUAUUGACAGUCAUUGUUCAUUUUAAACAGAUGUGUGCGGAAAUGUACACACCUUUGAAGCUUCUCCACAUUCUAAUAGACAAUAGAAAUGCACAGAUUUGAAAAUGCACACACCUCCUACGUAAUGUUACAGUUCAUGAAAUGUCUUUGCCCUUCAUGUUAUGUCACUUGAAAAACCUCUAUACAUAGGCCCUUGACAUCGCCUAUCUGAAAUUAUUCAGUUUUUCUUAUCUUUGAAGAAUUGGCUUUUUAUAGCCCAAAUGAAUCCUUAUCUUCCUGAACUGAAGUCUCUUGACAAAGUGUCUUAAUUUGUGACUUCUCAUGUGAAUGCAGUUUGUUAAGUAAAUGCUGGAAGUGUCUUCAUUUUGUAGAUGAAGUGGCAGAAUUUUAGUACAUGAAUAAGAAGAGGCGUGUAAUGAAAACAUCAUCAUAACUCUGUUUGUGGGGACAUGUAACAACAGUACUUUCAAAAUAAUGGCUUUUCCAAACUAGGUAGAUGGUUAUAUUUUUAUUCUUGAAAUCUUGCUAAGUUAUUAGAACUCCAAAUUAUGCUUGGAGCAGAUGUGCUAAUGCAUUUUUUAUUGAUUUCUAGUAAAUUAAGUUAGUGUGUGUAAAAUUGAGAAAAAAAGGAGAAGGCACAGGUGUGUCUGUAGCCAACAUGAGAAGGCAUCUCUUGUUAUCAAAGCAAAAAUAUCCCCUCAUUGGCAAUGGAAGAGGCGGGUCGCCAACCAUGUUGACUAGGUGCACUAUCAAAGAAACUGACAAUUUUCUUCUUAUUCGCUUGAUCCAUGCCAUGUGUUGACAGUUGUAUGUGAUGUGCAGGGCGUAUCCAGAACCAACAUUUUGGGGCGGGGUGGGAAGGGGGGGUAUGUUUUUUACAGACACGCAUUUUUACAGCUUAUUGAAGGAAGGGAAAGGAAUCAGAAAAAAGUCACCCUGGGGGGGGGGGGUUUGAGCAUAGACCCCUGUGGCCCUCAGUGGAUCUGCUCCUGGUGUAUCAUCCUAAUUAGAGGUCAUUGCAUGCUUUGUAAUAAGAGUCAUUUUGUAUUGAGCCCACAUGCUAAAACAGUUUCAAAAUUAGGUCAUCUUUUACGACAUAUUGGGCCAUACACAAGACUCCACUAACCCCAGCUUAAAUGUACAUCAAUUGCAUUCUGUGUCCAGAAAUCUUUAGUUCCUAGUCUGUAACCUCGCACUUAAAUGACUAUUUUUAUUUACAACUCACUGUGUCACAGCCAACUCGUGAAUAAUUCAAACAUUUAUAAACGAGGGAAAUUAUAAUUUUGUCGAAACAAGUUUCAGCAGAAAAAUGCCAGUUUGCCCUUUGACUAAAAACCUUUGGUUUUCAGAGUGUUACAUGUUCGUUGUAGAGGAAUAUUUAUUUUAUCCAAGGUCCCAAAAUUUAUGUAAGAUUUAUUUAUAAAUUUCAAAACAACUUCAUAUUUAGAUUAUUGACAAAUUCGCAUAUAAGAUAACGCAACUCUCCAAGAAAGGACCUUCAUGAAGUAACAUUGACAAAAAGAAUCAGGUUGUCUGAUUUCUGCCAUUAUUUUAAUUUGUACAUAUAUCUUUAUCAAAAGUAGCGGUCUUUUUCUUGUGCAAGCAUUGUUAGAGAAAUAACUUUUACAGUAGAUGUUUUUAUGUUCGCGAUCAAUGUAGAAUUAUUAAGCGAGUUGUGUACGGUUACAGUACUCUACUAACAUAAUUGCAUGAAAUAAAAGUUUAGUUUACACUUUACAAGUAGCAAUUACAAUGUUGGUGACAGGCAUUGCCAUGUCUUGUGGGAACCCUACAAAUUCUUCAAUAAAGUUGGUUAAAACAGCA